Messenger RNA from Chiroxiphia lanceolata (lance-tailed manakin), 5271 nucleotides. Its product is annotated as zonadhesin-like. Gene Ontology annotation, molecular function: protein binding. The record is from RefSeq and is a predicted model, not a curated record. Gene Ontology annotation, cellular component: membrane; extracellular matrix. Bases 1 to 5271 code for a protein of 1756 amino acids. The transcript is spliced from 35 exons. Lineage: Eukaryota; Metazoa; Chordata; Aves; Passeriformes; Pipridae.
AUGCAACAAAACACCCCUGCUGACACUGCCCAUUUCUUCCUCUGUCUCUUCAUAGGUCCACUUCCUUCUACACCCUCAACCCCACUGCCUAAUAUCACGACGCAGACAACAACAAGACCACCCACAUCACCACCUGGGACGUCCUCAGGUCCACUUCCUUCUACACCCUCAACCCCACUGCCUAACAUCACGACGCAGACAACAACAAGACCACCCACAUCACCACCUGGGACGACCUCAGGUCCACUUCCUUCUACACCCUCAACCCCACUGCCUAACAUCACGACUCAGACAACAACAAGACCACCCACAACACCACCGGGGACGACCUCAGCUCCUACACCCUCGCCCCCCUUGCCAGACACUACAACACUGCCUCCACAUACAACAACCUCACCGGCACCUGGGACAAGCACAGCUCCCCCGACAGACUGCAAUUUCACCUGCACAUUCGACAAGGACUUCUGUGGCUGGGUCCAGGCAGACUACAGCAGCAUUGACUGGAUAAGGAACAAAGGUCCAACGCCCACACCAAAUACCGGCCCCUCCUCUGACCACACAACUGGAGACGGCUACUACAUCUACCUGCAAGGGACUGAUGAUGCUCUCUCCGGGUUUGUGGCUGUCCUGGUCGGUCCGGUGUGCAGCUGGGAAGGAACGCACUGCUUCCGCUUCUGGUACCACAUGUACGGAAACUCUGAAAUGGCCCUGCGGGUGUACGUGGCAAAGGACUCUGAGCAAGUGGAGGUGUGGAAUCAAGAAGGGAACCAUGGGGACAUGUGGCAUUUGGGAGAGGUGACGGUGCACAUCACAGGAAAUACGCAGAUUUUGCUGGAGGGACAGUGGGGCGAAGACGCCCGGAGCAACGUAGCAUUGGAUGAUCUGUCCAUUGAAAAGGGAUCCUGUGCAGGUGAACCAACAGCAACACCCACGAUCCCACAGCCAGGCACUACAACGCAGACAACAUUAAGACCAACAACAACACCACCAGGGACGACCUCAGGUCCACUUCCUUCUACACCCUCAACCCCACUGCCUAACAUCACGACGCAGACAACAACAAGACCACCAACAACACCACCUGGGACAACCUCAGGUCCACUUCCUUCUACACCCUCAACCCCACUGCCUAACAUCACGACGCAGACAACAACAAGACCACCCACAACACCACCGGGGACGUCCUCAGCUCCUACACCCUCGCCCCCCUUGCCAGACACUACAACACUGCUUCCACAUACAACAACCUCACCGGCACCUGGGACAAGCACAGGUCCAUCAACACCAACAUCCACGAUUCCCUUGCCGGGCACUACAACGCAGCCUGCCCACACAACAUCACCAACAACACCAAUACCCAGCUCAGACCGUGCUUCCUGCAGUGCCUCUGGAGAUCCACAUUAUAACACUUUUGACCACAGAGUCCAUAAUUUCAUGGGAAAUUGCACUUACACCCUCUCCAAAGUGUGCAAUGUCUCUGAGAAGCUUCCAUACUUCGAUGUGUCCACAACAAAUGAGCACAGAGGAGCCAACACCAAAGUCUCUUAUGUGAAGUCAGUGCAAGUGGAAGUCUAUGACAACCAGAUUUCUCUACUGAAAAACAAGAAAGUGAAUGUGAAUGGUCGCAGAAUGAACCUGCCUGUAUUUAUUGAGAAGAAAAUCAGUAUUCAAAGCAGUGGUGGAUAUGUUCUCUUGGAAACUGACUUUGGACUGUGGGUGAGAUAUGAUGGAAACCACUAUGCAGAAGUCUCCGUGCCCUCUAAUUACAGUCAUCUGCUCUGUGGCCUCUGUGGUAAUUAUAAUGGUGAUCCAAAUGAUGACAAUAUAAAACCCAAUGGUGAUAUUGCCAGUAGUUCCACUGAUCUUGGAGAAAGCUGGCUUGUGCCUGAGAAUAACACCAUAUGCUCCAGUGGUGGGACAGAAGAGCAGUGUGAUUCUGUGUUGGAGAGUGAAGCAAAGAAGAACACAGCAUGUGGCAUGAUCACAGACCCAACAGGAAUCUUCAAGGACUGUCAUACCAAAGUGCCUCCAGAGAAUUUCUUUGAAAAUUGUGUUUAUGACAUGUGUUUCACUGGUGGACAGGCAAUAUCUUUAUGCUACGGACUACAGGCCUAUGCUGAGUCAUGUAUCAAUGCUGGCAUAUGCAUAGAGUGGAGGAAUGCUACUCUUUGCCCAAUGUCCUGUCCUGGAGGCAGCAUCUACAAGAGCUGUGGUACUAGGUGUCCCUCUACCUGUUUGAACAUGUCAGCAGCUGAUUCCUGCAGUUCUUUACCAGUGGAAGGUUGCUUCUGUAAGGAAGGUUAUGUUUUGAGUGGAGAUAAAUGUGUGCCGGAAAGCAGCUGUGGUUGUGUUGAUAAAAAGAACCAGUAUCACCAGCUGGAUGAAAGCUGGUUCACCCAUUAUCCCUGCACUGAACGCUGCACCUGCAAGGCUAAUAACACCAUUGAAUGCACAUCCUGGGAGUGUGGAGUCCAAGAGGAAUGCAGUAUUCAGGAUGGUGUGCUGGGCUGUCAUUCCAAUGGUCAAGCAACAUGUCAAGUGGUAGGAGAUCCCCAUUAUUUCACUUUUGAUGGAAUGAAGUACACUUUCAUGGGAACCUGCACCUACACUUUGGUUGAGGUUGUCAACACUUCCACCAAUGUCAUUCCUAUAACCAUACUGGGCAAGAAUGAAGACAGAGGACUGAGAGGGGCCACAUACCUGAAAGAAGUCUAUAUAGAUGUGCAUGAUGUACGAAUCACCCUUCAGAAAAACCAAGGAAUCCUGCUGAACAAUGAGAGAGUUUACACCCCAGUGGAGAACCGACUGCAAGGCGUGUCCAUUGGAAAUGUUGGCAGAUUUAUAGUCGUGGAAACUGACUUUGGUGUGAUAGUGAAAUACGACGGCAAUCACCAUCUGGAAAUCACCCUCCCACAAUCUUAUUUCUCACAGGUGCAUGGCAUGUGUGGUAAUCUCAAUGAUAAUCGUGAAGAUGAUCUGUCCUUGCCCAAUGGAACAGUCGUCAGUGCCACACAGUUUGGAAAUAGCUGGAAAGUGGAGAUAGACAGUGAUAAGGGUUGCUUACCAGACUUAAGAGAAGAUGAUAACCCCCCUUGCACUGCUGAAAAUAAACAAGUCAUUGAAAGCCAGUGUAACGUCCUAAAAUCAGACAAAUUCAAAGUAUGCCAUAAUCUAGUCAACCCUGAAGACUUUGUAGAGAUCUGCAUCUAUGACAUGUGCCAGUAUGAUGGCAUGAAGUCUGCUCUCUGUGACAUAGUUCAAGCCUAUGUGGAGACCUGCAAGAACCAUGGAAUCACCAUUAAAUGGAGGAAUAACACAUUCUGUCCAUUGUCCUGCCCAUCCCGGAGCCAUUACAAAGACUGUGUCUCUGCCUGCCCAUCAACAUGCAAUGACAUUUUUGCCUCUUCCCUUUGUGACAAGACAGAAGAGUGUACAGAGGGAUGUGAGUGUGAUGAUAAUUAUGUGCUCAGUAAUGGCAACUGUGUACCUCUGAGCAGUUGUGGCUGCAGGGAUGAUGACAACAAUUACUACAGUGCUGGGGAGACAUGGAUAACUCCACACUGCGCCAGAAGAUGCCAGUGUCAGAAGAACGGUGUCAUCAGUUGUAACAGCUAUAGCUGUGAUUCUAGAGAAACCUGUGUGAUCAAAAAUGGAAAAUACAAGUGCCAGCCAACAGGUUUUGGAAAAUGCCAGAUCCUGGGCGACCCACACUACAUCACCUUCGACGGUCUGGUGCACCACUUCCAAGGGAAAUACACGUAUAUUUUGGCUCAGACCAUCCCUGACCUACCUGAUACUCUCACGCAGUUCAGCAUUGAAGGCACUAACUCUCCUUUAUUCCUAUUUCGACACCUUACCUACCUGAAAGAGAUUCUCAUCAAUGUUUACAACCACACAGUGCGAUUCAGGCAGAACAAGCAGGUUCUGUUGGAUGGUGUCCGUGUGAGACCCCCUCUUCGACCUCAUGACGGUAUUCAUAUAUAUCAGAGGAUAACAAGAAUUUACCUAGAGACAGAUUUUGGCUUAUAUGUGAGCUUUGAUGGCAAUGAAAAUGCAGAUAUAAAGCUGGCCAACACCUAUGGAAGCAGAGUGGAAGGCUUGUGUGGUGACUUUGAUGGGAGAUAUAGAAAUGACUUCACAAAUCCAGAUGGUGUUUGGGUGAAGAACGUGAAUGUAUUUGGUGAAAGUUGGAAAGUUCCUUUAAAAAGAAGCUCUCGUUUCAGACGAGAUGUCAACUCAGGAAACGAGUCUGAGGAGGAGCCAGAUCCAGGACUUUUCCAAGGUUGCAACGAAAAUCAGCUGGAGCAGCAAAAUGCAACUUCAAGAUGCCAAAUCCUGACUGACUUGAAUGGUCCUUUUGCAAAGUGUCAUUCUACAGUCCUACCGGAUUUCUAUUUCACGAGCUGCCUGUUUGAUAUGUGUGUGCAAGGAGAUGAGGUCACUACCUUGUGUCGCAGUCUGGAGGAAUAUGUGCUGGCCUGUCAGCAGCAAGGAGUCAGUAUGGAUGGCUGGAGACAACAGACAGUUUGUGGUAUAUCAUGUCCUGCCAACAGCAACUACAGCUCAUGCACGUCUGCAUGCCCAGCAUCCUGCAACGACCUGACCAGCCCUUCUGAGUGUGAAUCACCUUGUGUGGAAGGCUGUGAAUGUCUCCCUGGCUAUGUUCUUAGUGGUUUUGACUGUGUGCCUUACAAAGAGUGUGGCUGCACCUACCUGAACAAAUACUAUGAGAUUGGAGAAAUAUUCACCACUGAUGACUGCUCUCAGACAUGCCAGUGCACAGAAAGCUCCACUGUUUUCUGCUCUGACAAAGCAUGUGGGUCUGAUGAAAUCUGUGGCAUCUCCAACUACACUCGUGGAUGCUACAGGAGUGGACCAUGUAUGCCAAACCCUUGUCAGAAUGAUGGUGUUUGCUCUGAAACUACCAAUGACACCUCUCUCCUCUUCUAUUGUGAAUGUUCAGAGCUGUACACAGGACCAACGUGUGAGGCUGAAAACAUAGCUGAAGACCCUGACACAGAGGAUCCCAAGGACUAUACGUAUGCCAUCGUCAUCGGAGUCGUGGCAGGUGUAAUUGUUAUUGUCAUUCUCAUCUCAUCUACAGUGUACUUGUACAGGAGAAAGAGAAAUGUGGAUACACAUACAGUAACAAGGGAUUCUUCUUUGAAGUGGUCCAGGGAUGAACUGGAUGCCAGAGUACACGAGCAAGAUUAUGGCUGCAUCGUGAACAGUGCAUUUGAUCAAAAUGAAUCCCAAAAUACACAGCUAUAG